This is a messenger RNA of Fomitiporia mediterranea MF3/22, 228 nucleotides long. RefSeq lists its product as uncharacterized. NCBI's taxonomy places the organism in Eukaryota, Fungi, Basidiomycota, Agaricomycetes, Hymenochaetales, Hymenochaetaceae. The record is from RefSeq and is a predicted model, not a curated record. The coding region runs from base 1 to 228 and encodes 75 amino acids. The transcript has 4 exons.
AUGAACGUUCAAAUCCAUUCAUUCGUGGACUCCACCUCGUUCUUGUCUCUGACUGGCCCAACACCAGCGCUAGCCGAUUGCGUACUUGACGAAAGACCUUCCAUCCCGUCGGAUCUUAAACUCGGUUCCAUGAGUCACCGUGUGGUAGGCUUCAGUGAUUUCGCGACAUCGCCGUGUCGUCCGAAUGCUUAUGAGUUUCCAAUAAUUUCGCAUUCAUUGUGCCUGUAG